ACGCCGCCAUGCCCCUCAUUCUUGUUCGAGCUCCUGAGCUCGUGUCUGCGCCGGAACCGGCUUUUCCGGCCAUAGACAAUCUUUAUGGUGCAUACCUGCUUGGGACGUUCGUGAGCCUCAUGCUGUUCGGCGUGAGCGUUCACCAGCUGUACCGCUAUGCGCGUACAUCCAAAACAGACACCUUCCUCAUUCGUUCAUUGGUUGCAACUGUUAUGGCGUUAGAAACGCUACAUACCGUCUUUUUGAUGCACACAUGCUACUACUAUCUUGUCACGAAUUACGCCGACUUCACUGGCGAAAAAAUAACGCAUAGCGUCUGGUCUAUGCAGGUCACGCCAGUCAUUACGGCGUUGAUCACCUUGAUAUCGCAAGUUUUCUUCGCGCGGCGAGUGUCCUUACUUGGAUUCCGAUAUCGCGUUCUGGUCGCGCUUGCGUCCCUUGCCCUGCUGGCCCACGUGGGCUUUGGACUAGCGAUUACGAUAGACGCGAUCAAGUUGGACAGUCUUAGCGGAUUUGACCGAGGCGGGGACUGGCUCUUCCCGCUCGCCACCGGAUCGUCGACCGUCGCCGACCUCAUGCUGUCCAGCGCGAUCAUCAUCUCGGUGCGGAAAAGUCGUGCGGGAAAUGCACGCCCCAAGGUGGCUGAGGGUCCCUUCGACGUCGCGGUACUCUACGUCUUGAACAGCGGUCUCCUCACAGGCCUCGUCAACCUACCGCCCGCCAUUGCUGGCAUCUUCCUGCCACAAACCUUGAUCUGGGCAGGCCUCAGCUUCGUCGGCGCAAGACUCUACGCUAUCACAUUGCUCUCGGUCCUCAACUCACGAAAAUUCUCCGCCACCCGCGGCAUGGAGAUAUUCGACGCGGCCAGUUUCGGGCCCAACAUCAUCGCUCGCGCGAACCACAUAGCCGCCGUCGAGCGGUGGAAUACCCCAAAGGUUCUGGACGAAACCCCUGCCAAGAUUGAUAUCAGUGUCGAGGCUGAGGUCGAGGUUGACCACGAACUUGGCGAGCGGCAUUACGGCGGCCGCAAGUCUUUCGAUUCUGAAUAUGCAUAA
This is a messenger RNA of Trametes versicolor FP-101664 SS1, 1055 nucleotides long. RefSeq lists its product as uncharacterized. The record is from RefSeq and is a predicted model, not a curated record. The coding region runs from base 9 to 1055 and encodes 348 amino acids. Lineage: Eukaryota; Fungi; Basidiomycota; Agaricomycetes; Polyporales; Polyporaceae. The transcript is spliced from 21 exons.